AUGGCAGAGCUAAGAUGUAGGGCAAGACAUGCAGUCCUAAGGGUCAUUCAGCAUGCACACUACGGGGAAGAGAUACAGAAGCUCAAGAAGAACCAGACAGUUUCUAAGACCAGUCGCAUUCGUAAUCUAUGCCCGUACCUAGAGAAUGGAUUACUUCGAGUAGGAGGAAGGUUGGAGAAGUCCACAUUGCCACAUGAAGGAAAGCACCCAGUCAUCCUUCCCGGUAAAGAGCGACUGGUAUGGAAGCUGAUUCGUCGAACUCACGUGAUGGAGGGUCACGUCGGCAGAGAUCACGUCACGUCUACUCUGCGCAUGGAGUAUUGGAUCGUUGGAGUGAUAACCGCUGCCAAGAAUGCCCUGAAGCACUGUGUACCUUGUGCCAAGUACCAAGCUUCUAUGAUGUCUCAGAAAAUGGGAUCCCUGCCCAUGGACCGGAUAUCUGCAACUAGAUCCUUUGAAUGUGUAGGAGUCGAUUACUUUGGACCGUUAUACGUCGUUGUAUCACGCCGUCAGUACAAGCUCUAUGGAGUGCUGUUCUCCUGCAACUUCACUAGAGCAAUACACCUAGAAGUAGCACGACAGAUGAAUACGCCAUCAUGCCUGCUAGCAGUUAGUCGAUUCAUGAAUCGUCGAGGAAGCAAGCAUAGCAGUGGUAAAGAGAACUGA
Lineus longissimus is the source of this 666-nucleotide messenger RNA. RefSeq lists its product as uncharacterized. The record is from RefSeq and is a predicted model, not a curated record. The coding region runs from base 1 to 666 and encodes 221 amino acids. Gene Ontology annotation, molecular function: nucleic acid binding. NCBI's taxonomy places the organism in Eukaryota, Metazoa, Nemertea, Pilidiophora, Heteronemertea, Lineidae. The transcript has a single exon.